GCACUCUCCCAGAAUUCAGCGCGCCGGGGGUUAAGUGAGGGCGGUGGGGAGCCAGUGCCCGGGUUGGUGGUGGUCUGUGAGUGCCUUCGAGAAUAUUCUGAAGAGUCGGCGAGUCGUGAUGCCGAAGUAUUUUGAGGACAAGGAGGAGGACGGUUCACCGUGUUCGGGGGUGAAGGAAGACCUGAGGUCCUGUUUACUGGGACUCGACUGUGUGCUCAAGGAAGGAAAGACACCAAAGCAGUGCUUGAAAGAAGGACAUUGCAAGGCUUUACAGCUUACUUUCUUUGAAUGUAAGAGGUCAAUGCUGGAUAACAGAACUCGUUUCAGAGGAAGAAAAGGAUAUUAGCAAUCCAACUAUAAUGGAGCAAUUAUACAGAACUUGCAUAUGCGGCAGAAAUAAAAUAAUGGCAAUACAUACACCUUAGAAAAUUAGUGUUGUAUCAAAUGUUUAUUAAGUGAUAAAUGAAGUGUUUUUUUAAUUUAAUUUUACUCAUGUGCAAUGUCUUGUUUGAUCCUUUAACCUUAUGAAAUCAUUUUGCAAUUAAAGAGAUUCUGUGGGCACCAGGUGAAGGUAAAAUUUCCAGAUAUUUUCACAUCAAUUUUGAGAAAUUAAUUUUAUUUAAGGGUACUAUUUACAAUACAAGAAUUUGUGUUGUUACAGAACUUAACAAUUGCGGAAGUGUCUUUCAUUGUGUACAAGACACUAAUGAAGUUCACAUUGAUGGUAUAAUUCAAUAAAAUAAUAGGCAUGUUAUGAAAAUAAGUAAAUGUAUCUCAAGUUUUGUAAAAAUAUUGUUUUGCAAUCAACUUUUGUAUUCAUCACAGUCAAAACAGAAACAAGUCAAUAUUUUUUUUGUACUUGGUAAACUGUAAUACACACAAAAUGCUGAAGAAACUCAACAGGUCAGGUGGAAUCUAUGGAAAGGAAUAAAGAGUCGAUAUUUCAAGACCUUUCUUUAGGACUGAACUGUAACUCUUCCUGCUGAGCAUUUGACCAGACUUAUUUUAUGAAAGAAGGAUUGUUUAACGUCCUUUCUAGUUUUUUUAAUUCUUCAUAGCCUGGUAAUUUCUUCAGAACAUUUCUAGUUGCAAGUUCAGCAGCCAGUUAACACACUUGAAUCUCAACAAGACAAUGCAUGAGCAAAAUUAUUGAUCACUUGAAUUGUCUUAAGAUCAGUUUUGUUAAUGUGAACUAUGAGGUCCUUGGUUUAAAUAUUGAUCUUCUGUAGUAAUAGCCUACAGCAAAGUAUUGGUAAUGCUGGAAAUCUGAAUGCAAACAAAAUGAUAGCAGUACUCAGCAGGCCAGGUAGCAUUCACUGAUGCAGAAUGCUAUUAUUUUAGGUAAAUGGCUUUUCAUCAGUUAAAAAUGACAAAUUAAUUUGAAAUUGUUGAUGUCAUUGUUUAAUCUGAUUGCUGUUAUGCACAGUGUCAGAAGAUUAGAUGCUGAACUUUUGAUUUGCUCAGAGUUUCAUUCAAGGGAUGUAAGGAGAGUAUGAGUGGGGUGGAGAAUUAAAAUGCAAGGCCAUUGGAAGCUUGAGGUCCUCCCCAACAUAACAGGUCACACAGGACAACCAAACACAAAAUUGGAAGAAGUAAAAGUUUUUUUUCUGCUCCACCACUCUGGCCAUUUUAUUAGGUAUACAUGUAUCAGCCAAUCAUGUGGCAGCAACUCAAUACAUAAAAAUAUCCAAACAUGAUUAAGAGCUUCAGUUGUUCAGACCAAACAUCAGAAUGGGAAGGAUGUGAUUAAAGUGAUGUUGACCAUGGAACUAUUAUUGGUUCCAGAUAGGAUGGCUUAAAUAUCUUAGAAGCUGCUGAUCUGAGAUUUUCAUGCACAACAGUCUCUAGAGUUUGCAUUGAAUGGUACAAAAAAAUGAACAUAUAGUGAGCAGUGGUUCUGAGAGCAAAAAUGCCUUGUUAAUGAGUGAGGUCAGAGGAGAAUGGUCAGAUUGAUUCAAGCUGACAAAGAAGGCCACAGUAAUUCAUCCACAGAUUACAACUGUAGUGUGCAGAAGAGCAUCUCUGAAUGUACAACAUGUUGAACAUUAACACGUACAAUACGCUGGAGGAACUCAGCAUGGUCGGGCAGCAUCCAUGGAAACGAACAGUCUGAGUUCCUCCAGUGUGUUGUACGUGUUGCUUUGACCACAGUAUCUGCAGUGUACUUUAUGUUGAACAUUGAAGUGGAUGAGUUACAGCAGCAGAAGACCACACCAGGUUCCACUCCUCUAUCUAAUAAAGUGGCCACUGAGUGUACAAUAAGUCUUUUGAUUUGUUGCUUACUUACAUGAAUGAAAUGUUUAGGGUUGCAGAGGUCAGAAGUGAGAGGGUAAAUGGCAGGGUAACACUCUUCAAAGCAUUGGAAGAAGUGCGAGAUCCCUACUGACUCCUGGAAAUCUCUGGUCAAUGACUUCCCAAAGUGGCGAAGGAACAUUCUGGGGUGGUAUUAAGGAUUUCAAGACCACAUGUGGGAGCACAGAGAACCCCGGUGUGAACAGCAGAAGAAGACAACUUUGUCAUAAAUUUGCCACACUGGAUCCAUUGUGAAUGAAUGUGCUAUUUUCACAAGGCCUGAUUAGUCACCUCAAAAACUUGAAAGUGGAGUGGAACUCCUUGUUCCUGAGGGAGUGUUUAAGCUGAAAAUAUUCUGUGGAAAUACCUUGUUGCCUCCGCUACAAUAUUACAUACCAAAUAAAUCAGCAACGUAUACAAUUUUAAGGCACCCUUUAUAAAUUAAUAUAAAAUUGUAAAUAUUGCUGAUCCACUUAAUUAUGCAAAUAAUAAUUGCAUACUUCGUCUUUUCUUUUAUGGUGUGCUUUGUCUUUCUCAGAGUGGAGUUUGACCUUAAUGAUCAAAAUUAAACAAGCAAAUUCAUUUGUAUAGCUCUUUUCAAACAAGGCAAUUCAAAAUGCUUUACAUAGAACAAGAUAUAAAAAUUUUAAAAAAAGUUUCAGACAAUUUUUAAGAUAAAAUCACAAAAAUAAAUAUGACAAAUUUAAGUUACAAUGCAGAAGAUUUAAUUAAAAGCUGAAGCGAAAAGAAAAGUUUUAAGCCUCAAUUUAAAAGAGCUUGAAGAUGGGAUAAAUUUCAGAUCCUCUGGAAGGUUGUUUCAGAUAUGUGGAGCAUAGUAACUAAAAUCUUAAUUUAGUUUUGUUUUCACCAUGUUUAGUUUUGACCUCGGGGUCAGUAAGCAGACCCACCCCAGACAACCUGAGAGCUCAGGAAAGUUCAUAACGCAGCAAGAGAUCGGAGAUCUGUCCUAGACCAUUCAGUAGUUUAUAAACCAGUAGUAAUAUUUUAAAGUCAAUCCUCUGAUGGACAGGAAGCCAGUGUAGUAAUCUAAGAACUGGAGUGAUAUGUUCUACUUUCUGGGUAUUAGUGAGGACUCUAGCAGCAGUGGUCUUAAUGAUCUUUUACAGAGACCCGUGAAAGCACCAUUAUAAUAGUCAAACCUACUAAAAAUAGAUGCAUGGACAAGUUUUUCUAGAUCUUGCUGAAACCUAAACCCUUUAACUCUCGCUAUAUUUUUAAGAUAAAUUAAGUAUACUUGCUUUGAUAUUCAUUGGCAACUUCAGCCACAUGAGGGCAGUCAAUGAGUAAGUGUGUUCUUUAUUUGUAACAUCAGCCUUCCAACCCACUCUCCGUAGGUGUCUGAUAUCCUUUGUUUUCUAAAAGGUUGGCAUUACAACUCCCUCUGCUAAUAUCAAUGUAAUUAGAAUGACGCAGUACAGAAGAAGGUGCUUGAAAGCAACAGUAAGUACCUGGAAUAGACACUUCAGGGAAUUGAAGUGUCAUCACCUUACUGAGUCACUUAGUCACCACCUUACUGAGUCACUUUGCAAUUGCCUGGAUGAGAAUAUCUAAACCACAGCAAUCUGUAUCAGUACAAAAGCAAGAACUAAGCAAUCAUACCAAUCAGAGUUCAAAAGGGGAAAAUAAAUUUCCAGGAGGCAUGUUACUUCUAUAAUGCAGCAUAAAACUGGAUAAAUUCCCUUAUAAGGCACAUAUUACUGAACAAAAGGAAAACAUUGCUGAUGGAGAAACAAGGAUUAAUUCUGAGUCUUUGAUCGGUAAAGCCAAGAAUGUUUACCAGUCAAGUCUGCCAGCAGAUCCUUUUAGGCUGGUAAUGGUGCAGCACAAGUCAAGUGGUAUUCUGUUGAAACAAAAGGUUGAGGCGUAUAAUUCAAGGCCAAUCUCAUACGUUAGAUUAACGUAAAUGUAAGUUAUUUAUUUAAUUUAACAACUGCUGCAAGUGGGAGGGGAAGGUUGAUGUUUUUGUGGAUGCUUGUGCAUGGGAGGGGGCUCUAGGAUUCUGAUGUUUCUGUUCUUUGGGGUUUUUUCUGUUUUAUGGAUAUCUGUGAAGAGUAAGAAUUUCAGCUUGUAUACUGUAUGCAUUCUCUGAUAUUAAAUUGAACCAUUGAACUUUUGCUUGAUCCUCAUUCGAAUAUAAUAUUAAAGAAUGGCCAUUUUAAUGUCCACUGCACCUUUA
This is a messenger RNA of Hypanus sabinus (Atlantic stingray), 4489 nucleotides long. RefSeq names its product cytochrome c oxidase assembly factor 5. NCBI's taxonomy places the organism in Eukaryota, Metazoa, Chordata, Chondrichthyes, Myliobatiformes, Dasyatidae. Bases 119 to 346 code for a protein of 75 amino acids. The record is from RefSeq and is a predicted model, not a curated record. Gene Ontology annotation, biological process: mitochondrial respiratory chain complex IV assembly. The transcript has 3 exons. Gene Ontology annotation, cellular component: mitochondrion.